Pygocentrus nattereri (red-bellied piranha) is the source of this 5822-nucleotide messenger RNA. It is a transcript of the gene gga3a, whose product is annotated as golgi associated, gamma adaptin ear containing, ARF binding protein 3a. The record is from RefSeq and is a predicted model, not a curated record. NCBI's taxonomy places the organism in Eukaryota, Metazoa, Chordata, Actinopteri, Characiformes, Serrasalmidae. Gene Ontology annotation, biological process: vesicle-mediated transport; intracellular protein transport. Gene Ontology annotation, molecular function: phosphatidylinositol binding; ubiquitin binding; small GTPase binding. The coding region runs from base 4 to 2121 and encodes 705 amino acids. The transcript is spliced from 17 exons. Gene Ontology annotation, cellular component: trans-Golgi network.
AACAUGGCGGAUCCGGAAGGAGAGUCACUAGAAUCGUGGCUUAACAAAGCCACAAACCCUUCCAACAGACAGGAGGACUGGGAAUAUAUUAUUGGCUUCUGUGAUCAAAUCAAUAAGGAGCUUGAAGGUCCACAGAUAUCAGUGAGAUUACUAGCACAUAAAAUCCAGUCGCCGCAAGAAUGGGAGGCGUUACAAGCACUGACUGUCUUAGAAGCCUGCAUGAAGAACUGUGGGAGAAGGUUUCAUAAUGAAGUUGGAAAGUUUAGGUUUUUAAAUGAACUGAUCAAAGUAGUUUCCCCGAAGUAUUUAGGAGACAGAGUGUCAGAGAAGGUGAAGAUAAAAGUAAUAGAGAUGCUGUUCAGUUGGUCCACUGCCCUGCCAGAUGAGACAAAGAUCACAGAGGCUUAUCAGAUGCUAAAGAGGCAAGGCAUCGUGACGACAGAUCCAGAAGUUCCUGCGGAUAAGACUCUGAUUCCCUCACCGCCUGACCGGCCUCACAAUCCCGUCUUUGAAAACGAGGAGAAGAGUAAACGUCUUGCUGAACUUCUGAAAAGCAAAAAGCCAGAGGAUCUGCAGGAGGCCAACCGGCUCAUCAAGAACAUGGUGAAAGAGGACGAAGCAAGGGUGCAGAAAGUAGCCCAGCGCACCAGCACUUUAUUGGAGGUGAACAACAGCGUCAAACUACUGAAUGAAAUGCUGCGGCACUUCAGUAAAGACCAGUCUACACAGGCAGACAGAGAGCUUCUUAAGGAUUUGCAUGAUGACUGUGAUAAACUGAGGACGACGGUGUUCAAGCUGGCCACAGAGACCGAGGACGAUGACAGCAGCUUAGGUGAAAUCCUACAGGCGAGUGACGAUCUCUCACGUGUUAUUAACUCUUACAAGAGCAUAGUGGAAGGACAAGCUGUCAACACUGACACGCCUGGAUCUACAACAUCAGAACGUACCGAUAAUGGAAGCUCCUCAGAGAUCUUAAUAGACUUGGCUGGUUUGGACGUUCACACUGCUUCACUGCAGCAUCCUCCUCUUCCAUCAGCUCAAAUCCCAGCUGACCUCUUCAUGUCUCCUCCAGCUUUUGACCCUCCUCCUCCCUACCCCAACUCUUCUUCUGCCCAGCCCGGCUUACAAGUCAACAUAAAAGACAGCCCUAACCGUCCGAUCGCAAGUGAGAAUCCAAAUAGCCUCUCUCUCCUGGAUGAAGAGCUCAUUUCUCUAGGUCUCAGUGAUCCGGUUACAGCUGCAAGCACUCAGAAACAAGAGAAUGAAGACAAUCAGUGGACAGCCUUACAGGCCUCCAAUCCACUGAUGGAUCUCCUCAGCAGUUCUCCUCCAUUAGACCUUCUCCAGUCUGCAGCUCCAGCUACUCCCGAAUCUACCUCAGCUUCAGACAGCAGUCGUGCUUCAGAAUCCUUUGGGGGGGUGGCUCCUUUGGCCUUUCCUGCUCCUGCCCAGUCUGUGUCCACCUCGCUCCAGGAUCUCGCCCUGCUGGACCUGGGAAAACCCAGUGAUCCAGCUGGGCUGGCAAAGGCGGAAUCAGCAUCUUUACCCUGCGAAGGAGGAGGUCCUGCUGUUACGUCCAGCACUAAACCCCCAAACUCAGCCUUCCCCCCAGACAGCCCACUCCUACACCCCCUCUCACCCCCUCUGGUGGCCAGGCAAGGAACUGCAGCCCCUCAGCCUGACCCCUCACUGACCAACGUCUUUGUCCCGCUGGACUCCAUCAGACCCAGUAAAGAAAGCCCAGUGACAGCCUAUGAUAAAGAUGGUGUUUGCGUCCUGCUGCACUUUGCCUCUAACUGCCCUCCUGGACGGCCCGACGUGCUGGUCAUGGUGGUGUCCAUGCUGAACACAGCGCCUCUCCAAGUGAAGAACCUGACACUACAGGCAGCCGUGCCAAAGUCUAUGAGAGUGAAGCUGCAGCCACCCUCAGGCAUGGAGCUGGCCCCUUUUAACCCAAUACUGCCCCCUAGUGCUAUUACACAAGUAAUGCUGCUGGCUAACCCACUGAAGGAGAAAAUGAGGCUGAGAUACAAGCUGAUGUUUGUCCUCGGAGAUCGUCAGUGCUCAGAGACGGGUGAAGUGGAUAAAUUCCCACCCGUGGAGAGAUGGGGCAGGCUGUAGCGUUCGCCUGAGACUCGGAUCCUCAGUCCUGCUUGCAGAUAUCCAUCCUGCAAAGUUACCGUAACAGUCUUUAAGGGAACACUCCAGCAUUUUUCAACCUACUCUCUCUCUGCUGCAUCUUUAUCGUGUGGUUCAUUGAUGGUAGAUUUGCAUUUUACACGCAGGCAUUUGACACUGUUAUCUAGAGCAGCUUGGAGUUGAAUCAUGUUACAGAUGUGGGUGAAAAUAGCAUUAGGAGGACAUCUUGUUGGUGGAGCGUGGCGUUUGUGCCAAGGUGUGGUAUCAAAGCCCAGUCCGCCAUGAGAAGGGCAGCGGUUUUCCCUAGUAGUGGGCAGUAGGGCCGAUAUAUUAAUAAAGUGUGCUUCAUAUUUAUGACGGUUUCAGUAUACAUAUGAACAGUAUAUACAUUUUUACAAAGGAAAUCAUUUCAGAUGAUUCCAUUUUUUUAGUUUAUUAUUGGCUUAUAUUUCAGAAUCGUACCUUUUAUUAAAAAGCGUUUAUAACAUCGGUGCUAAAUGUUGCUUCCUGUCUAAAGAACUUGGCUGCUUCUUCACCAGCUUUUUGCUAGAAUAUUACUUUCCACCUUAAAUGGAGCGGCAUAUGUUCUGGCACCCAUAUAGGCACCACAGUGUAACUACUGGAUCAUUUAAGGUGGAGCAAGCAAUUGGAAUAAGAAGCCAGCAAAUGAAAAAACAUUUCAGGACCAGCUGCUGCCCAGCUUGUUUCAAGACUGCAGCGUCAUCUGGUUCAGUGAUGAGUGAGUCAGGCAGUUCAAGAGGAAACAGAGGCACUCUGGUGUCCAUGCUUGGCUAGUGCAAACCACAAAAAACCAACCACUCAUUUAUAUCUCAAAAACAAAGUCGACUACUUCAUAUUGUAGUACUAGACAGCAGGAAGUGAUCGAGGGUCUCCUGCUUUGUCAAGUUCAUUUAAAAAGUGAAUAAAACAUCCCUGACACUCAGCUAAAGGAGAUAGCAUUAGUGUGGUCUGCGGCGUUUGUAUGCUGCGUUAUCUGCACUUACUUGUGGCGUGCCAGUGUAACGGUUACGACAAAAACUCAAACCUGAGGAGCUACCGCCCACUACUGGUAUUACCCACUGCACUACACCACCAUAAAAUGGCCUUUGCCACAUUUAUAACUGUUUGAACAUAACAAAAAGCCCACUGACUUAAUAUUUGUUAUUAAUAGUAGAAGUCAAUGGGCAGUUGCUGAAUUCUGCAUAUAAAUGUUAGAAAUAUGUGCCUAAUGUGAAUUUGAGUCUCUAGCUGUUUUACUCUAACAGUACAGGUGUUAGGAUGAGACAGAUUGAGACCGUGAGUCAUACCAAGACUGUUCUUAUGAAGUUUUAUCCAAUUUAACAACAGUUAGAAAAUAGUUCUGGUUACUUUCUCUCUCCCUAAGAUUUUCGCUUAUCAGAGUCGAUCACAGCAACAAGGGGAGCAAACUAGUCCUCUCUCUGAAAGAAUUCAUUUGACUGAAGAAUUCAUGAAUGUACAGAAAUACAUGAACCUGUACUGCUGGAAUUCAGCAGCUGCCCAUUAACUUCUGUUAUAAGUGAGCUUCACGCCAUAUUUUCGGUUCUCUUCUAAGUUCUGGGAAACAUGUUGAGAAUUAUUAUCUACGUGAAUCGCCUGUACAGUCCUACAAAGGGUGGUUCUUUAAAAGUUCUUUAGGAAGGAUUGUUCUACAUAGAACCCUGAACACUCAGAGAGCCCUUUGCAUGAUUAAAGGGUUCUUCACGUUGAUGGAAAAUGUGCUGUAUAAAUGUCUAUAGAAAAGAGUUCUGUUGUUAUGAUGUCAAGCUUGUUAAAAUAGAAGAACCCUUUUUGGUGCUAUGUAGAACUCGAAAUUCAAGAAGGUUUUAUGUAGAACCGCCUGUAGCACAUGAUCAAUCUGGCGAAUGUUUCUGCGAUGUAAAGAACACUUGAUCAUGCAAAGGGUGCUUUGAGUGUUCAUGGUUCUAUACAGAACCACUUUCUUUGCUAUAGAACACAUGAAGUACCAUAUUUUUAGUGAGUAUGCUAAAGAUACAGCAGAUGGAGAUGGUUAUAAGCCUUGGACUAUUCCUUUAACCUGCCGAACAGUGUAGCUUCCCAUAGAAGGGACAGCUGGAGCUCAGUGUUUUAUACUAGUGGUUUUCCUGCUGAUGGAUCCCUCAGCCAAACUCUGUCAGACACACGGGGAGACAUUGGAGAUUGUUGUAGGCUGUUUUCUGGAUUUUAUUCAAUCCAGAAAACAGAUUUAGGUCGGAUUAUAUUUGAAAAAAGCAAACCCAAAUCAUUAAACUGUGUGUGUGCACAACUGUGUCAGUAUUGAAGGGAAAUAUCACCCAUUUAUCAAACGGCAUAAUUCAGUCAUUCAGUUGUGGUUUGGUGUAAAAGGGUUCCGAUUUCUUUACAGUGGUGGUGAGAGGAACCAGGAGUCACCGUGGCUACAACACAAAUAUUGAUAUUUUAUUUAUUAUUCAAAACCACCAGUGAACCUACACGAGUCUUCUGAGGUUUAUAUGGACUGUUGAUGAUGGGACAAUAGUGGAAAGUCUGAAAUAAACAAAGGUUUUUUUAUGGGGACAUUUUUGGGGACACUUAUAGUGCCCUGCAGGUAUCCCUCCAUCAGGAAUGGGUUUAAAAAGUACAUUUUAGGAUUAAAUCUUCUUAAAACUAUCGACUGUCUUCUUAAAACAGUGCGUCAGAUAUGAGGCCGCAUAUUUAUAACCAUUCUGUAUGGAGCUUUUAGAGGUGGACGUCUGGUUCCUAUCACCACCACUGUGAACAACUCUGACUCGGUAAGUUUCUCUAGAACAGCAUUUCACACCAAACCACUCUGAGCGACUCGGUUUACAUCUUAACCACUUAAUUAUGCAGGAUUUUUGAAAAAAGGGUAGAAUUUCCCUUUAAGUGCUACUAGCAUUCAUUAAGUUGUUCACACACAAACGCAUUUUCAGAACUGCUUAGCCUUCUGGGUCAUGAGUAAGUUGUAAUUUGGGCUUUAAUGUCCAUCUGAAGGGAGAAAUUACUGAUACUACUGAAGUUAAUUAUGUUACAGAUAAAAUUGCUGCCUUGAAUCUGAGUGAAAUGCAUUUGUGGGUUGAGUUUCACAUUAUAUUUAUUACAGAAUUGUGUCCGGCCAUAAAUUUUUGUAAUAGGACGUUUUUCUAUUUGAGUGAACUUUUCUUUCGUUAUUGUGUCUGUUUGAUGGCUUCAGGUGUUUCUCUGUAUUUAUUUGAUAUGUUUGUGUUUCCUGGCUCUAUCAGAGGUUAUUAUUUAUGCCGUGAAAUGAUAUUUGGUAUUUUAUUAGAGGUACUGCUGUAUCCUGUAGCCCCUCGGGGCACCUGGAGCCCGACACACGUUUUUCUUCCUGCAGCUCCUGAGCAUUUGUCUUUUUUAGAUCUAGUUCUUAUGAUGUGAUGUCAUACAGUAUUACGUUAAGAUGAGUUUGUGAGCUUUGAAAAAAUGUGAACGAGUGAUUAUGAAUCAGAGGAUGAGAGGAUUACUCCUUUUACAGCUUUUGAUCUCCUUCAUCCUUCACCAGUUUUUGGCAGUGGUUUGUGCUGUGGGUUCUCGGCGGAACGUUCUCUGAGUUACUGAUAUUUUGACCCUUUAAACCAUCAAAUUGAUGAUAUGUUAAAACUAACACUGUACAUGUUGGUGUUUGAAAGUAAAAUAAAAGCUCUCUGGGUUUUUUCUCUGGGGUGAAUUUA